AUGGCCCCUGCAAGCGACACACGGCCAAGCACGUCGCUCUCCGACCAUGCGCGCAAUUCAUUGUCCAUAAGUUCGUUGCAGCCUGCGGCGCUGGAAGUCUGCCAUCAAAUUUAUGAAAAUCCAGUUCUCACAGCUACUUCAAGAUCCGUCAUAGCAGACAUCUUUCAUUUAUCGCGCCAAAUAAGCACAUUGAACAUUCCCCGCCCCUUUGCCACCUUGUGCACCAUUCUGCGACUUCAACCUCCGGAACGCGAUCAUUUAUGGCGCGCAUUGCGAGCGUGGUCUGAGAUCAACGAUGUCUGCGAAAACGAGUCGUUCGGUACGUGUAUAGUCGCGGUGGUGCAUUGCGAAUUGCGGCUGAAACUAAAAGAAGAUGGUCACCGAAAGUGCAUAGUCGAACAUACGUUCCACGUUCUGCUCCUUCCGGGGAUCCACAAAGACGAACUGCAUUCGCGUCGAGGAUCGGAUUCGAUGAGUUCUAACCAUUCCCCACUGUCAGUGCAUCGAGCGCCGGCUGGUGUGGGGCCGUGCAUGUCAAUACCCGGAACAUCUGUGCAGAUACCAUCGCCGUUCCAUUUCAAGAUGCACAUAAUUACCCGGCUAGCAUUCAACGAACAGGGUCGCAUCACUCACCAUCGAGACUUUUGGGAUAUCAAAGACGUCAUGGGGUUGGUUCCAGGCGUCUCCGUGGUGCAGUGGCUGGGUUCGAGGGUGAUGGCUCGAGGGCUGAGCUUUGCCUACCAGUCUCUGUCUAACGUCCUGGGCCCCAGCGUGCCCGAGCAGGACGUCGAGAGCGCUCCUCAUACGCUGACAGCCGCUGCUUCGUACAGUGCCACCGUCAAGAACGCUCUUGGGUUAGAAGGCAUAUGA
Molecule: messenger RNA, 870 nt
Organism: Pleurotus ostreatus (oyster mushroom)
Lineage: Eukaryota; Fungi; Basidiomycota; Agaricomycetes; Agaricales; Pleurotaceae
Exons: 2
Coding region: 1-870 (289 amino acids)
Source: RefSeq, a predicted model, not a curated record